Messenger RNA from Closterium sp. Naga37s-1, 873 nucleotides. NCBI's taxonomy places the organism in Eukaryota, Viridiplantae, Streptophyta, Zygnematophyceae, Desmidiales, Closteriaceae. The record is from the annotation of a GenBank genome assembly.
AUGCUCCCAGCAGCGCCGCACAGGACCGCCGCUGGCGGGCGCCGUUUCCGCGCGCGCAGCGGCAGCUGCGCCAGCAGCGCCUUCCUUGCCGCCCUCCUCCUGCUUCUCCUCGCACGCGCCGCGAUCUGCGACCCAUCACCCGUGUCGCUGAGGUGGAUUCGUCUGGAGCAGACGCACGACAUGCUAGGGUGGACGCCGUCAGUAUACUUCCAGUGCGAGGGCGAGGAGAAGCACGCGCUCACGGGCGUCGAGAGCGCGAAUGCAGACUACAACUUCACUCUGCAUGAAUCUUUCCAGCCGCUCACGGAGCUGCAGCCACCGCAGUGCAAGCGGUGCGGCGUGUUUGAAGCAGACACGUGGACGCGCGACGACAUCUUUGCCAUCUUCGAGCUCUGCCCGCUUGCCUUCUCCGCGCCGCCUGCCAGCCAGCUGCACCUCAACUUCACUGGGGAGUUCCGUGCUGUGCUCUCCUGCCCCGCCUGCAACCCCAAUGGGAAAGCGCUUUACUCCGAAGAAGGGACGGCGGACAAUGGCCCGCUCCCCCCCAUCCUCAUCACCUUCGCAGUCAUAGGUGGUCUCUCCUGCCUCGCUGCUCUCGUCGCUCUCCUCGUCUUCCUCGCCCGUCGCAACCACUACUCCCUCUCCUUCACGCUCCCGCUCUUCGUACGGCGCCGCAUCGACCCCAACACUGCCAAGUUUCUGGAGAUGUUUGAGGAGGAGGAGGAUGGGCUCAUGGAGGCACGGUUGAGGCAUGGCGGAGAGGGGUUGGGGGGCUCAUUUGCGGAUUCUUCGGCGGCGGUGGUGGUUGGGGAUGGGAGGGUGGGGGGAUCGGGUUUUACUAUAGCUCCGGAUCACUCGCGGCAGGAUGAUUGA